Molecule: messenger RNA, 1071 nt
Organism: Amphibalanus amphitrite
Lineage: Eukaryota; Metazoa; Arthropoda; Thecostraca; Balanomorpha; Balanidae
Product: MFS-type transporter SLC18B1-like
Exons: 3
Coding region: 1-1071 (356 amino acids)
Biological process (GO): transmembrane transport
Molecular function (GO): transmembrane transporter activity
Source: RefSeq, a predicted model, not a curated record
AUGGAUGGCUCUCUGAUCGCCAUCAUGAUCCCGUUCUUUCCGGUGGAGGCGGCCUCUCGCGGCGUUUCUCAAAAAGCCAUCAGCGGCGUUUUUAGCUGCUACGCCGUGGCAAAGAUGAUGCUGAGCCCGCUAGUGGGUCGGCUGGCUCCGAAGAUUGGUAUCAGUCGGCUUUACAACAUCGGUCUGGCGCUGGCGGGCGCGACUACGCUGUUGUUUGGGCUGCUGAACCGGAUCGAAGACACCCAGACCUUCAUGGGCGCUGCGUUCGCGGUGAGGCUCGUGGAAGCGGUUGGCUCGGCGGCCAUCUCCACGUGCGGCUACACCAUCGCCGGGAGCGAGUUCGGUAGCCGCGUGACCACGGCGGUUGCCGUGAUCGGCUCCUCGCUUACGCUUGGAGUGGCGCUGACACCGGCCCUCUGGGGCGGCCUGUACGCAGUCGGCGGCUUCGGCACGCCCUUCUUCACACUCGGAGCGCUGAUGCUGCUGACCUCAGCGGCCCUAAUUCGCCUGAUACCCGACAUUGAGAGCACCCACUGCCAGCAGGCGCCGUUUGCCACGUCGUUGCUAAAGUUUCUCGGCGCGGUCGACAACUGGCUGUGUCUGGCUACUGUUUUCGUCUUUUCUGCUGUCAUUAACACGGUCGAGGCAACGUUGGCGGUGUACGCUGACCGGGUGCUUGGUGUGCCGCCGACUCUGGUCGGUCUCUUCUUUCUCGUCUCGUCCACAAUCACGAUGCUGGACGCGAGCGUGGCCAGUGGCCUCGACGACAGCCUGGCCACCAGGGCGUUUGUUUCGAGCCUGUUCCACGUCGUCUUUUCCCUAGGAGGCACGCCCCGGGGACUCUGGAGAUCCUUCACCGACAUAGAGUGUUCCGAUGAGACCAUAUCGUCCGCUGGAACGGCCACACACGGCCGCCGGCUGCUCCGCCGAAUGGACUGUGCCACUUGGAAGAUGGACGCAGUGCAGCCUGAGAUGACCCAGGAGACGGCGGUGUUGCGCCCCGUGACCCUGGCUCUGGGGGUGCGGACAGUAUCGCGGUGCAUGUGUAUGUACCCGAAGGUCAUGAAGUGA